AUGGUCAGUCAAUUUGCAUCUUCGACCCAAAGCUCAAGCAUUGGUGGAUCCUCAAGUAUACAAAAAAGAGGCAAUGUCGCUACGUUGCAAACCACUGAAAAUUUAACUGCCGUUGAUGCCCAUGGAAAUGUAUUCAAGGUCCCGGAUUAUAGUAUCAAGGAUAUAUUGAAGGCUAUCCCAGCUCAUUGUUACGAAAGAAGACUUGCUGAGUCAAUGUACUACGUGUUCAGAGAUAUUUUUUGGUUAGUGACUAUUGGAUACGUUGCAAAUAAUUAUAUCCAAUUAUUGCCUAAUGCGUUCACCCGUUUUGUUGCGUGGUCAGCAUACGUUUAUGUUCAGAGUUUGUUUCUCACUGGGAUUUGGGUUUUAGCCCACGAAUGUGGUCAUCAAGCAUUCUCUGAUUACGGAUGGGUCAAUGACACCGUUGGUUGGGUUUUACACAGUUACUUGAUGGUGCCAUAUUUUUCUUGGAAAUUCUCGCACUCAAAGCAUCACAAGGCUACUGGCCACUUAACUAGAGACAUGGUGUUUGUUCCAUACACCAAGGAAGAAUAUGUUAAGAGCAAGAACGCAAACCAUAUUGAUGACAUCGUGGGUGAUUCUCCAAUCUACACUUUAUACCAAUUAGUUGUCCAACAAUUAGGUGGAUGGAUCGCAUACUUAUUCACAAACGUCACAGGUCAACAAUAUGAGAACAAAUCAAGCUGGGGUGUUAGUCAUUUCAAUCCAAACGGUGCUAUUUUCGAAAAGAAAGAAUACUGGUAUGUUUUGUUAUCUGACGCUGGUAUUUUAGCACAAUGUCUUAUUUUACGUACCUGGUACAAUAACUUCGGCGGUUUCAACUUGUUAGUUAACUGGUUCCUUCCAUAUAUCUUAGUUAACCACUGGUUAGUUUUCAUUACUUACUUACAACACACCGACAGUCAAAUGCCUCACUACGAAGCCCAUCAAUGGAAUUUCGCCAGAGGUGCUGCUGCUACUAUUGAUAGAGAAUUUGGUUUUGUUGGUAAGUUUAUGUUCCACGACAUUAUUGAAACUCAUGUCUUGCAUCACUAUUGUUCCAGAAUCCCUUUCUACAAUGGUAGAGAAGCUAGUGAAGCUAUUAAGAAAGUUAUGGGUGAACAUUAUCAACAUUCUGACGAAAACAUGUGGGUGUCUUUAUGGAAGUCUGCUAGAACCUGUCAAUAUGUUGAUGGUGAUAAUGGUGUUUUGAUGUUUAGAAAUGCCAACGGCAAGGGUCAAAAGGCCUAA
This is a messenger RNA of Debaryomyces fabryi, 1251 nucleotides long. RefSeq names its product Fad2p (gene FAD2). Gene Ontology annotation, molecular function: oxidoreductase activity. Gene Ontology annotation, biological process: lipid metabolic process. The coding region runs from base 1 to 1251 and encodes 416 amino acids. The record is from RefSeq and is a predicted model, not a curated record. NCBI's taxonomy places the organism in Eukaryota, Fungi, Ascomycota, Pichiomycetes, Serinales, Debaryomycetaceae. The transcript has a single exon.